CCCGCAGCCGCCGGCCCAGCCCAGCCCAGCGCGGCCCCGCGGGGCCCCGAUGAUGCCGGGCGCGCGGGCGGCGGAGGAGCAGCAGCAGCAGCAGCAGCGCCCGAACGUGCGGCGGCCGCUGCCGCCCCAGUGACGGCCCCGCCAUGUCGGUGAUGGUGGCGAGGAAGAAGGUGGUUCGGAAAUGGGAGAAGCUGCCGGGCAGGAACACCUUCUGCUGCGACGGCCGCAUCAUGAUGGCCCGGCAGAAGGGCAUCUUCUACCUGACACUCUUCCUCAUCCUCGGCACCUGCGCCCUCUUCUUCGCCUUCGAGUGCCGGUACCUGGCUGUCCAGCUGUCCCCAGCCAUCCCCGUGUUUGCAGCAGUUCUCUUCCUGUUCGCCAUGGCCACACUGCUGCGGACGAGCUUCAGCGACCCCGGCGUGAUCCCCAGGGCCCUGCCCGACGAGGCAGCCUUCAUUGAGAUGGAGAUUGAGGCCACCAACGGGACCGUGCCGCAGGGCCAGCGCCCGCCCCCGCGCAUCAAGAACUUCCAGAUCAACAACCAGAUCGUGAAGCUCAAGUACUGCUACACGUGUAAGAUCUUCCGGCCGCCCCGCGCCUCGCACUGCAGCAUCUGCGACAACUGCGUGGAGCGCUUCGACCAUCACUGUCCCUGGGUGGGCAACUGCGUGGGGAAGAGGAACUACCGCUACUUCUACCUCUUCAUCCUCUCGCUCUCCCUCCUCACCAUCUACAUCUUCACCUUCAACAUCGUCUACGUAGCACUGAAAUCUCUGAAGAUUGGGUUUCUGAACACGUUGAAGGAAACCCCAGGGACUGUACUGGAGGUGCUCAUCUGUUUCUUCACGCUGUGGUCGGUGGUGGGGCUAACUGGGUUCCACACCUUCCUGGUGGCACUGAAUCAGACAACCAACGAAGACAUUAAGGGGUCCUGGACUGGGAAGAACCGCGUGCAGAAUCCCUACAGCCAUGGUAACAUAGUGAAGAACUGCUGUGAAGUGCUCUGCGGGCCCCUGCCCCCCAGUGUCCUGGACAGACGGGGCAUCCUGCAGCAGGAGGAGAGCACAGCUCAGGAGGGGUCGUGCCCACGGGGACCAGGCACACAGGAGCCCCCGGCCACGCAGGGCCCUGGGCAGGCCCAGGAGGGUGGCAUGAAGCAGCAGGACGGCAGCAUUCCUCCCCCCAGUGCCGUCCCUGCACCAUCCAGUGACACCGAGAUGCCGGAGGAGAAGCAGCGAACGCCUGGGGAGCUGGCGGUGCCCUGCGCGGACGCUGGGCGAGCGGAGCACUAGCAUCUGCUUGGAAGGGAGAACUUUGUUGUUUUGUCUAAUCGAAGCUGGAAGUGGUGGAGGAGAGGAGAAGGGCUGGAUGGCAGGCACCUGAUUCCCCAUGGCCA
Molecule: messenger RNA, 1396 nt
Organism: Sturnus vulgaris (Common starling)
Lineage: Eukaryota; Metazoa; Chordata; Aves; Passeriformes; Sturnidae
Gene: ZDHHC9
Product: zDHHC palmitoyltransferase 9
Biological process (GO): protein targeting to membrane; peptidyl-L-cysteine S-palmitoylation
Cellular component (GO): endoplasmic reticulum; Golgi apparatus
Molecular function (GO): protein-cysteine S-palmitoyltransferase activity
Source: RefSeq, a predicted model, not a curated record